AUGAGCCAUCAUCAUCACUUAUCGUUUAAAAAGAAACUCAAAUCAACGCUUUGCAUUGCGGGCGGAUGUUUCGGAACAACCAACCACCCCCAAAGUCUCCCUGAGCAACCAUCAUCUCCGACGAGUCCAAACGAGACAUCUACACAAAGCCCAACCAAGACCAAAUCUCCUAGACUUGCUCGGACGCUGUCCAAAUCGCACGAAAAAUGCAAAAGUCUGAUCCAUAGGAUCGGGGAAGGUAAGCACGUACGACGUCACACGACGGAUUUUCAUUAUGAUCCGUCGAGCUAUGCGCUAAACUUUGACAGGGGAGAAGAGGAUGAAAAUGUCAAUCGUUUUCCACUUCACAAUUUCUCCUCUAGGCUCCCUCAUUCACCACCUUCCUCUACCACGUCGCCUGGAUCCUCCCUCGCCAUCCAUAACCUUUUGCGGUGA
Molecule: messenger RNA, 435 nt
Organism: Raphanus sativus (radish)
Lineage: Eukaryota; Viridiplantae; Streptophyta; Magnoliopsida; Brassicales; Brassicaceae
Exons: 1
Coding region: 1-435 (144 amino acids)
Source: RefSeq, a predicted model, not a curated record